Paramecium tetraurelia is the source of this 1371-nucleotide messenger RNA. RefSeq lists its product as uncharacterized. The record is from RefSeq and is a predicted model, not a curated record. The transcript has 7 exons. Lineage: Eukaryota; Ciliophora; Oligohymenophorea; Peniculida; Parameciidae.
AUGUUAAUUUAUAAGAAAGCAACUCCUUAGGAACUAUAAAAGUAUAGGGAUGAUCAAGUUAAAAGCUGGAAAAAGGAGAAGGAUUUACAAAGAUUAAACGAAAGCUAAGUCAACUAAAUGUUGGAUUUAUUUCUUUUAUUUGCCAGUCAACGUACAUUUACAAUAAGAACUAAAGAUGUCGAAGCCUAAAAUACUCUCUUGAGAGUGAAUGAAGAGUCGACUUUAUUUUCGAAUGUCUUAUCAAAAAUGAAUCUCGUUGACGAAGAUCUAAAUUUUAUUGAUUUCUUGAAGCUCUAUUUAUAAUGCAUUGGGGAAGCAUAAUAGGAGGAAAAAAUAAAAGAAUUAUUUACAACUCUGAGUGCGAAAGGGGCAAUCAAUCUAGAAGACUUAAAGAGACUGGCUUAAGAGUUGGAUCACUAUCAUUUAAAGGAGGAAGACUUAAAUGAAAUAAUGAAAGUGGUAUCAGGCAAUGGACAAGAGAUUACAGAGGAGGAUUUUAUAAGAUUUUAUACACAGAUAAUAAUUAUGAUAAAAAUUAUAUAUAGGUUUAGUACAUAAUAAAUAAACUAUUACACUAUUCUUGAACUCAAUGCAACAUGCACCUAGAAACAGAUCAAACAAAACUAUCUGAAACUGGCCAAAAUCUAUCAUCCUGAUGUUUACAAGGGAAAUGAUGCCAAUAGAUUUAAGCUCAUUUAGGAGGCAUACAACACACUCAAGACUCCAGAAAAAAGGCAAUCAUAUGAUCAAACAAUAUUUAAGGAAAGAGCUUUUGCAAAUUAAGAAAGGCCUCAAAGUAGUGAAUCCGAAGAGAAUACAUAGAAGAAUGAAUACACAGCAAAACAAACUAAAGAUGGAAUAAAUUUCACAUUCACUAAAAAGGAAUACAAGGAUGCAACUGAGGAAAAGACUGUUGAAGAUGAGUUUAGGAAAUUCAUGUAGGAACCUCUAAAAAUUAAUCCAGAAGAAGUUAAAGUUUACGAAAAUGUUGUGGCCAGACAAAUGACAAAGGAACAUAAGGCUUAAGAUGAAUUCAUUAUAGCCAAAGAGAACAAGUGGAAGAUCUUCUUUUUUAAGGCCCAUUAGAUUGGUUAUUCCUAAUAAGUGAAGGAAUAUAUAAAAGGAAUAAAUUAAUAGUGGCAAGAAAAAAAGAAUGAUACUGAAGAGAUGAAAUAAUAGAAAAGGCAAAUGCAAAAGCGAAUUGCUAAUGGCAUUUUCUUUAUUUUUAUUGGGCUCUCUCUACCAUUCUUUUAUUCAGCACUAGCAAGAAGACAAGAAAUUGAUAAAGACUUUAAGGAGGAUUUAGAUUUUCUUUAUAAGGUGGCAGAUCAAAUGGAUUAUUUAGAAAUAUCAACUAGGUUUGUCUAUUGA